CGUCCUUCCACUUUCCUCGCCCUCCCGGACCUGCCCCUACUGUAGCACAAGAUCUGCACUCCGCUCACUCUCGAGAUGUAUUACACCGAGAUGGACCCUGAGCGCCACCGCAGCAUCCUGGCAGCCAUCGGGGCCUAUCCGCUGAGCCGCAAGCACGGCACGGUGAUGCCCGCGGCCUGGGGGGGCAGCUACCGCUCCUCCAAAGAGGAGCACAAGGGUCCCACCCCCGCCGCGGUGGCCGUGCCGGCCGCAGGGGCAGCGGGCACCGAGCCUCCAGGGAAGCCCUCGGCCGCGGGACAGAAGGAAGACUCGCUGAAGGCAGCAGGAGGCGCGGCGUCCCAGGCCCCCCUGUGAUGGCCACGUCGCUGCCAGCGGCCAGGCAUCCCCAGCCAGCUCCUGUGACCAGCGCAUCGCCCAAUGCCCCCCAUUCCGUGUUUGUGCUCCCGCCGCCAGGUACCCUGCUGAAGCCCCCUACACUGGUGGGCCUCUGGCUCUGUCGCUUUUCUGUAAGUAAAGAUUCAAGUCUA
This is a messenger RNA of Nannospalax galili (Upper Galilee mountains blind mole rat), 527 nucleotides long. RefSeq names its product calcyon neuron specific vesicular protein (gene Caly). The transcript is spliced from 2 exons. Gene Ontology annotation, cellular component: endosome; membrane. Gene Ontology annotation, molecular function: clathrin light chain binding. Gene Ontology annotation, biological process: clathrin coat assembly; G protein-coupled dopamine receptor signaling pathway; endosomal transport. Bases 76 to 354 code for a protein of 92 amino acids. The record is from RefSeq and is a predicted model, not a curated record. NCBI's taxonomy places the organism in Eukaryota, Metazoa, Chordata, Mammalia, Rodentia, Spalacidae.